AUGGCAGACGACCCUGGCCACAAAGCUAUGUUGUAUUUUCUGGAGAUUCUCAUGUACAGCAAUGCUCCAAUGAGCAUUAGCCAGCUCGCUGGUCGCUUUGGAAGCCGCAACUUCACAUCCGAGAUGCGACAAAGUGCUGGUGGAAAUGAAGCUGGUUUAAAGAAGUUCCUUUUGAAGUACCCAUCCCUAUUUUCUGUCAAUGGUAACCUCGUCAGCCUGAACGACGGUUCUGCCCUUGGGGGAAAUUUUCGCGAGAACAGCCCUGCCUCUUCCUCGGGUCACUCUUGUCUGCCUGAUGUCUCUAUGGAAACUGAGGCGGUUCAGUUUUUCAGAGGGAAAAUUUUGAAGAAAGGCGACAAGUGGAUGCCCGUGAAGAGUUUGGCAGGGCAUCUGUCUCAAGCUUCUCCUGAAAUUCGAGAGUGCGUAGGACCACAAAAUGAAUUUUUGUCCUUUUUACUGAAGCACCCGCUGAUUUUUGAGGUCAAAGAUGAGUGUGUAUGCCUGAAGGACAAUAUCCGUUGCAACGCUGCUGAUAGUGACUCCUCUUCAGAACCUCCACCGAUACCUAAUGCCACACCAAAGAUCAAACGCCGUCCAAAGUCUCAGGAUGUAUCUGAUGUACCAAGACAGUCUACUGGUCGUACUGUGACAGUUACUCCUGCGCCUGCUCCUUCAGUAACAAAUAAAGCGGGACCUGUUACCAUGACUGCCAAUGAAUACAAAGCAGUCAUGUUUAUUAAGAGCAUAAUUCAAAAGAAGGGAGAUAUGAAAGUCAACAGCCUAUCUGGGCAUUUCAGCCAAGCACCAGAGAGUCUUCGAAAUACUAUAGGCUGGAGUAAGCCAGAAUUGCACGAGUUCAUUUCAGAGCAUGAUAACAUUUUCACUGUUGAUGAAGACGAAGUUGUCUCUGUAAUUAAAAACACCAGAUUGAAUGUUAUCAUCACAGGUAGUCGACCACAUGCCCAAAUGAAACCAUCUGUGAGUGGACGGAAGGGUCAGAUCUUCCAUGUGGCCAAACUGUGGGGCAUUAUUGACCUUGGCAUGCAUGAACAUGUAUUCAUUGACCGGACAAUUUUCGGAAAAAAUAUUGACGAUCUUAACAAGUUGCUGAAGAUUGGAGAAUGGGUGUAUUUUGAUGCUGUUCCUGCCCCAAAAGGCAGCCGAGCCCGAUGGAAAGCCACCAAAGUCUGGAAAGAAAACGAGUCUAUUGAGGAACUGAUAGAGAAAGUUGCUGCUAAACUUGAUCUUCCAUUAGAUGGAGUAUCCCGAGAACCUCAAGUUCCUUUAGGUAAUAUGAAUGAUGAGAUCAGAAAGAUUUACCCAGACUUGGACGACAGUACAUUUUCUAACACAACACCUCUCAGCAUAGGAGGAAUCAAGUACUCCUUCCAGGAUGCAGCUCCCAGCGGAGCAGGGGUGGUGCCUGUGUGGAAUUUUCAUCACGUGGAGCUAGAGGGCAUGAAAGAUGUGGAUGAGUUAAACUUUAGCGAUGAUGAAGGUGAGCUGUCUCCUCAAGUGUCCAUGGUUGCCGAGAGACAGUACAUGAAUCGGUCUGUCUUGCAGGACAGUGCCAAACCACCACUGAAUAAAAGCAACAGCUCUGAGGCUUUGAGGAAUGGCUCAGAGUCUGAAGAUGUUAAGUUUGUAACAGUCGGGUGCCAAACUAUAGUAACAGGAGAUGUACUGGCCACCCAGCUUUUUCACGAAGAUUUGUAG
This is a messenger RNA of Candidula unifasciata, 1716 nucleotides long. Lineage: Eukaryota; Metazoa; Mollusca; Gastropoda; Stylommatophora; Geomitridae. The record is from the annotation of a GenBank genome assembly.